UCCUUUCUAGGCUGUAUUGUGGCAAGGAAAAUGGCGGCGGGGGUCGGCAAGCACAAGCUGCUGAACGCAGGUCCCACCGAGCCAUGGUCCAUCCGGGAGAAGCUGUGCCUCGCCUCCUCAGUCAUGCGCAGCGGCGACCAGAACUGGGUGUCUGUAAGCCGUGCAAUCAAACCUUUUGCAGAACCAGGGCGCCCUCCUGAUUGGUUCUCCCAGAAGCAUUGUGCCUCGCAGUACUCGGAGCUGCUGGAAACCACAGAGACCCCAAAACGGAAACGAGGGGAACGAGGAGAGGUUGUAGAGACCGUAGAAGAUGUAAUUGUACGGAAACUGACAGCAGAAAGAAUUGAGGAAUUGAAGAAGUUGAUUAAAGACACACAGGACAAAUACAGGAAGUUGAAAAAGGAAGCAGAACUGAUUCAGAGUGGUCACAUGGACAGCAAACUUGAAGAACUGUGGAACGACAUUGCGGCCAAGAAGAAACAAGAGGAAGAGGAAGCCGAGAUGAAGAGAAAGGCUACAGAUGCUGCUUACCAAGCUCGCCAGGCAGCUAAGAACAUUCCUCGAAGAUCUUCAACUGCAAUAGGACGUUCGUCUGUUGGAUCGUCAUCGCCUGGUGGAGAGUUUGGCCUUGGAGACCUGACACCAAGCAGCACAGAGGAGGGAAGUGUGGGGGUAAGUGUGGGGUCUUUACCAAGCACCCCAAUCUCCUCCUUCAUUGGCAUUCCUGAUACCCCUCCUCCUACUGCCCCUAUGGAGUCCCCGUUGACCCCUGUGAUGGACGACUCUCCCCAGAAAAAGACGGGACAGAAAGCAACUCCACCCCCCUCCCCGCUGUUAUCGGAGCUUCUGAAGAAAGGCAGUCUGUUGCCUACGAGUCCCCGGCUGGUACGGAACCUCCCUGGUCCUCACAGAGGGUGCCCCAACACUACCCAUAGUUAUGCUCAGGGAGGAAACUCUACAAGUAGUCGAUUCUUGCCAUAUUCUUUUCUUUCCUUACAGGUCAAUGAAGGGGAAAUGACUUUAGCAUCUAAUCAUCUAUCUGGAUCGGGCGUUCUAAUGGAUGUUGGCCUUCUCCCCAGUUUGCAUGGAGGUGAGAUGCACCCUGUUCCAGGCACAAUUCCUGCAUCUCCAGCAGCAUCGGGUGCUCCCACUCUUUCCCGGCUUCUAGAAGCUGGUCCAGCACACUUCGCUACACCUCUCGCUUCCUUCUCUGCUCCUGCUGCAAGUGAAUCUCCGUCUAAAUCUUUGCUGACCCCUAUAGAAUCCCAGGCCACCAUUAUUAUGAUGUCAGCCCUGCCAAUGACUGCAGCUGUCCCAGUGACCCAGCAGGAGGACAGCGAUUCUACCUCUGAUCAACACACUGUAACGGUUUCCAUGGAUAGCAGUGACAUUUCCAUGAUCAUAGAUUCCAUCAAUAAAGAUUGCUUGGCAAGUAGCGACGGAAGCAUGCAAACAAAGGAUGAAUCAUCUGAAAGCAAGGGAGACUUGGACCUAGCAGAAAAGAUGGACAUUGCAGUAUCCUACACUGGAGAGGAGUUAGACUUUGAAACCGUUGGUGACAUCAUUGCAAUUAUUGAGGACAAGUCGGCUGAUCAUCCUGAAGUUUUAGACGUAGCUGCAGUUGAGGCAGCCCUUUCGCUUUGCGAAGAGAAUGAUGACCCCCAAGCCCUUGGUGGGCCCUGGGAUCAGCCUGUCCAAGAGCAUUCCGCAAAUCCGGAGAACAUUGCACAGUCUCUUAUCUCAAGGCCCAAAGAUUCAACCUGUGUCCAACCAGACACAAUAAUGAAUAUGAUGGAGAUGACUCCUGAAAUAAAAUCGGAACCUUCUGAGCCUGAAGUGCAGCCUGCCCAGUCAGAGGUGACCUCAAUUACUCCUCGUGCAACCUUUCAGCUUGAACAGCCUGAAGAUGAGAUGAGAAGGACCACUUCACAUGAGAUGGUUAAAGAAGAGGAAGAAGAGCACCAGCUAAAAACUGAGGUACCACAAUGUGAAGAUUCCCAAAAUGAAGCUUUUCCUAGUGAAGAAGAUAAAGGACCGGAAGAUAGUCCAGUUCUAAGUGAACCAGUGAAAACCGAACCUCCACCUAGCAGUAACCACAAGGACUCGCAAGCAGAGGAGGAAGAGGAGGAGGAUGAUGUCACAAGUGAAGUUGGAAGUCCAGAGGAGCCCAAAGAAGAGGAGGCUGGAGAAGAGUACCUGUCUGAGAUGGACAAUGAGCCUCCCAUCAGUGAGAGUGAUGACGGCUUCAGUAUUCAUAAUGCCCAGCUUCAGUCCCACACUCUUGCUGAUUCUAUUCCCAGCAGUCCUGCAUCUUCUCAGUUUUCUGUCUGCAGUGAAGAUCAAGAGGCCAUUCAAGCUCAGAAGAUAUGGAAAAAGGCCAUAAUGUUGGUGUGGCGGGCAGCAGCCAAUCACAGGUAUGCCAAUGUCUUCCUGCAGCCUGUAACAGAUGACAUUGCUCCUGGCUAUCACAGCAUUGUACAAAGGCCUAUGGACCUUUCUACGAUAAAAAAGAACAUUGAGACGGGUAUAAUUCGAACCACAGCUGAGUUUCAGAGAGACAUCAUGCUUAUGUUCCAGAAUGCUGUGAUGUAUAAUAGCUCUGAUCACGACGUCUAUCAUAUGGCUGUGGAGAUGCAGAGGGAUGUGUUGGAGCAGAUUCAGACAGCGGGAAAUGGGCGUUAUUUAAAAACUUUGGCCACGCAGCUGAUUAUGCAGACCUCCGAGUCUGGGAUAAGCGCUAAGAGUCUGAGGGGCCGAGAUUCUACUCGCAAGCAGGACGCCUCUGAAAAGGACAGUGUCCCCAUGGGCUCUCCUGCCUUCCUUCUCUCUCUCUUUGAUGGUGGUACUAGAGGUCGUCGGUGUGCAAUUGAAGCGGAUAUGAAAAUGAAGAAAUGAAGUGACCACGGCUUAUACAUCAUAAGGAGUAUUUAUGGAUUCUUUGU
This is a messenger RNA of Nanorana parkeri, 2942 nucleotides long. It is a transcript of the gene BRD8, whose product is annotated as bromodomain containing 8. Gene Ontology annotation, cellular component: NuA4 histone acetyltransferase complex. Gene Ontology annotation, molecular function: protein binding. Lineage: Eukaryota; Metazoa; Chordata; Amphibia; Anura; Dicroglossidae. The record is from RefSeq and is a predicted model, not a curated record.